Messenger RNA from Salvia splendens (bonfire salvia), 1887 nucleotides. RefSeq names its product mevalonate kinase. The record is from RefSeq and is a predicted model, not a curated record. NCBI's taxonomy places the organism in Eukaryota, Viridiplantae, Streptophyta, Magnoliopsida, Lamiales, Lamiaceae. Gene Ontology annotation, cellular component: cytoplasm; cytosol. Gene Ontology annotation, molecular function: ATP binding; mevalonate kinase activity. The coding region runs from base 578 to 1660 and encodes 360 amino acids. The transcript has 4 exons. Gene Ontology annotation, biological process: isoprenoid biosynthetic process; isopentenyl diphosphate biosynthetic process, mevalonate pathway.
UCAUACGCUUUUGGAAUUCUCCGCCAUUGUCAGCCCGCCCACCCGCCCGCCAUUCACUGGUUCACACACACACAUUGCUGCUAAAUAAAUCCCUAGGUGAGGUCAUUCAUCCUAAAAUAGCCCCAUGACCAUGGAGGUCAGAGCCAGAGCGCCUGGGAAAAUCAUUCUCGCCGGCGAGCACGCCGUUGUUCACGGAUCCACCGCCGUCGCCGCCGCCAUCGAUCUCUACACUUAUGUCUCCCUUCGCUUCCCCACUCCCCACGGUACUUUGCUUCACUUCUUCUAAUUUUUAUUAAAUGUUCGUUUCGGAUUGAUUUUCCUUCAUUUUUACUUUGAUUAUAUCGUUGAACUCAUGUGCUGUGUUUGUUGGGGGUUUACGCGGCCGUAACUGGUGGAAAUCAGCUCAGUUGUUACUUCUUAGCUGCUAUACAUGAUCAAUUUCACAAUCUACGUUUAAGAGCUUCCUCGUUUAUUUAUGAUUAAAGUUCCAAUUCCUAAUCAAUCAGUUGAUGAACUGUAUAUCUGAAGUUCGGUAUUGAUUCAUGGAGGAAUUACACGAUCGAUAUAGCUGAAAAAUAUGUAUCACCAUCAUGGAAUCCAGGCUCUCGAUGAUAACGAAGACGCACUAAAACUCCAGCUGAAGGAUGUGGACUUGGAAUUUUCUUGGCCAGUUGGAAAGCUUAAGGCAGUUCUGCCUGAACUGGGAAUCAAGUCUGCUUCCUCGCCUUCAUCGUGUUCAUUAGAGACCUCAAAAGCAAUUGCUUCAUUAGUUGAAGAACUAAAUUUAGCAGAUGCUAAGCUUGGACUUGCUUCAGGAAUUUCAGCUUUCCUUUGGCUAUAUACAUCGAUUCAUGGUGAUAAGCCAGCUAAAGUUGCUGUGACUUCUGAGCUACCAUUAGGUUCUGGCUUGGGUUCAUCUGCUGCCCUUUGUGUAGCACUGUCUGCUGCCCUCCUUUCACUAUCUGAUUCUUCAAAACUUGAUUUUAGCCAUCAAGGUUGGCAAACAUUUGGGGAGAGUGAACUAGAUCUGGUAAACAAAUGGGCAUUUGAAGGUGAAAAGAUGAUCCAUGGGAGGCCAUCUGGUAUAGACAAUACAGUAAGCACCUUUGGGAACAUAGUAAAAUUUAGGUCUGGCGAACUCACACAUAUCAAAACGAAUAUGCCUUUGAAGAUGCUUGUUACUAACACGAAAGUUGGAAGAAAUACAAAAGCAUUGGUGGCUGGUGUGUCAGAAAGGGCAGCGAGGCAUGGUAGUGCCAUGACCUCUGUUUUUAAAGCUGUUGAUUCGAUUAGCAAUGAGGUGGUUGGCAUCAUCCAGUCACCAGUUUCUGAUGAUCUUGCUAUAACAGAGGAGGAGGAAAAACUAGGGGAACUGAUGGAGAUGAAUCAGGGGUUACUCCAGUGCAUGGGGGUCAGCCAUAGCACCAUUGAGACUGUGAUCAAAACUACUUUAAAAUACAAGCUAGCCACUAAACUAACUGGAGCUGGUGGAGGAGGCUGUGUUCUCACACUACUUCCUACCCGUAUCCUUUUUGCUUGUGCUAUUCUUUUUCAUUGUUUGAUUAGUUAUAUUGUUCACAAUCUUUAUGUGCUAUACCAUCCAGAGUUUUUAUUUUUUUUUUCCUAUUUUUGUUUGAUGUCUUCCAAGUACCUAAAGUGAAUUCCAUGACUAGAUGACCUAGUAUUAGCAGCAACAGUGGUUGACAAAGUAAUUAGAGAGCUAGAAGAAUGUGGGUUCAAAUGUUUGAUUGCAGGAAUUGGUGGAAGAGGCAUGGAGAUUAGCUUUAGUGGGUUCUCUUCUUAACAUACAGCCCAGAAUCAACACGAAAAUGUAUGAUCUGUAUCUUAAUCUUCAAAUAAUGAUUUGCAGAUCCAAUCAUUCUAUCA